This is a messenger RNA of Drosophila kikkawai, 1316 nucleotides long. It is a transcript of the gene Alr, whose product is annotated as Evr1_Alr domain-containing protein Alr. Gene Ontology annotation, molecular function: flavin adenine dinucleotide binding; flavin-dependent sulfhydryl oxidase activity. The record is from RefSeq and is a predicted model, not a curated record. Gene Ontology annotation, cellular component: mitochondrion. Lineage: Eukaryota; Metazoa; Arthropoda; Insecta; Diptera; Drosophilidae.
AAACUUUGGAUUCGAAAAACCAAUAAACAUUGCCCAGAGCUGCACAUGUGUUAUUCUAUUUUUCAACGUAUUAAGGCGCUAAAUUUACCUGGGGCUGUACGGCAGAUUAUUCACAUGUGGCAAGCAUGCGCAUACUUUUUAUGAUUUUCACAAUAGCCGAGCGAAGUUUCAAGAUUCUAGACUUCUCCAGUACACACCUAGUGCGUCGCCGCAGUCACAGCUACGUCUACGACUUCAUCAGCCCCACGCACAUAGAACUCAGUCGGGAGGCCACCCGCCUGAUAAUCAGACGCCUCCAACGCACAGUGCUCCGCCUCAUCCGGGAUCCCGAAUUCGGCAUGUCCGAACCCAGCCCCUCAUUCAAGCGCCCCGCACCCAGUCCCGACAAACAGAGCUUCGACGCAUCGUCCUCCCAGCAGGCACACGACGAAUCGCCCUUUGGGUCCCACCGCAAGGGCACCGGCCAGCAGGACUCCAACUGCCGCACCUGUAACGAUUUCAAGUCCUGGUCCAAGCAGCAGCGCCUCUUCUCGAACGUGCAGAGCGCCAAGGUGAAACACAUGGCCGCCAGCGAGAAGGUGACCGUUAAUGCCGCCGAUCUGCAACGCGAUGACUGUCCGUUGGACAAGGUGCGACUGGGCAUCUCCACCUGGGGCCUGCUCCACACCAUGGCGGCCUUCUACUCGGACAACCCGACGGAUAACGAGAAGCGAGACAUGAAGAACUUCUUCGAGGUGCUUUCGCGCCUCUAUCCCUGCGAGUUUUGCGCCAAGGACUUCCGCACAGACCUGGAGGUCAAUCCCAUCAACGUUAGUUCGCAGAAGGAGCUUUCUCUGUGGCUGUGCAAGUUCCACAACAGGGUCAACGAUAAGCUUGGCAAGCCGCUCUUUGACUGCAGCAAAGUGAACGAGCGGUGGCGCGACGGCUGGCUGGACGGUUCCUGCGACUAGACCGCUGCCCCGAUAGUGGCGCAGUUGUUGUGGCAGUAGCAUCCAAUCGAUCCGCGUCCCAGUUACCUAUGUUGACCAGACUUGUUUUCAACAUAUAUUGUUCGACACCAACUACUGCGACGAAAAGGAGGCUCAGUGUCUUCUCCUGCUCGGUGACGGAGUGCUGCUCAUUAUGUGCCCUGCGACCUGUGCCUUUGACCUGUUCCCGGGCGCCGAUUGUCUUUCCUUACCGUAUUCCCAGCGCCCGGAUUAGACCGGUCGGGGCCUGCGUCGGCGUGUGAUCAAAUUUAAUUGUAGAAGAACAAUACACGAUGGUCCUUUGUUAAUGCUUCGCUGGCUAUGAAAAUACAUACAAAUUUGUUAUAA